AUGUUGUUCCUCACUUUGCUUGUGUUGGUUGGCACAAAUGCUGCCCUCGGCUUUGAUGAUAAGAUUGUUGGCGGCUACGAGUGCCGGGAUCACUCUGUCCCCUGGCAGGUGUCGCUCAAUAAUGGCUGGCAUUACUGCGGAGGAACCCUGAUCAACGACCGCUGGGUUGUCACUGCUGCACACUGUUACAAGGGUGAGGACAUCGAGCUGCGUCUGGGUGAGCACCACAUCGGGUACAAGGACGGCCCCGAGCAGUUCAUCGCUCCCGCCGUCAUCAUCCCCCACCCAGAGUAUGACCGCUACACCAUCAACAAGGACAUCAUGCUGAUUAAACUCGCAGAGCCAGCGCAGAUCAAUCAGUACGUGAAGCCCAUCGCUCUGCCACGCAGCUGCGCCCCUGCAGGCACCCAGUGUCUGGUGUCCGGCUGGGGAGCCACACAGAGCCCCUUCGGUUGUCUGAAGUGCCUGAACUGCCUGGAUCUGCCCAUCCUGCCCCAGGAGGACUGUGAGCGCUCCUACCCCAACAGGAUCACCUCCUCCAUGUUCUGUGCCGGCUUCCUUGAGGGAGGAAAGGACUCCUGUCAGGGAGACUCUGGCGGUCCUCUGGUGUGUAACGGGGAGCUGCAGGGUGUGGUGUCCUGGGGUUGGGGCUGUGCUGAAGAGAAUCGCCCCGGUGUUUACGCCAAGGUCUGCCAGUUCACUGACUGGAUCCACUCCACUAUGGCCUCUCACUGAAGUCUCUCUGUAGAGGAAAGCUCAGAUCUGUCUGCUGUUCAUUUCAUGUCAACACUAUUUCUUCAUGUUUUAUGAGGAAUAUAUUUAUUCAGCUUUACUAACCACUUCAUGACCUCUUUGACUGUAUGUGGAAUGUUUGGCAAUGACAGUAAUAUC
Molecule: messenger RNA, 891 nt
Organism: Centropristis striata (black sea bass)
Lineage: Eukaryota; Metazoa; Chordata; Actinopteri; Perciformes; Serranidae
Product: trypsin-2-like
Exons: 6
Coding region: 1-735 (244 amino acids)
Biological process (GO): proteolysis
Molecular function (GO): serine-type endopeptidase activity
Source: RefSeq, a predicted model, not a curated record